Phragmites australis (common reed) is the source of this 1941-nucleotide messenger RNA. RefSeq names its product probable magnesium transporter NIPA6. The transcript is spliced from 9 exons. Gene Ontology annotation, molecular function: magnesium ion transmembrane transporter activity. Lineage: Eukaryota; Viridiplantae; Streptophyta; Magnoliopsida; Poales; Poaceae. Gene Ontology annotation, cellular component: membrane. Bases 610 to 1644 code for a protein of 344 amino acids. Gene Ontology annotation, biological process: magnesium ion transport. The record is from RefSeq and is a predicted model, not a curated record.
GCAUCAAAGACGUCGUUUGUUAACUUAUUCAUCUCGCACAAUGCAAUAUAUUAGUAUACUGUUUGAUCUAUCCAAGGACAAAUUUUUUGUUGAAUUAUGUGUGUUUUGUGUCCUUUUGCAUUUUUAUGAUCUAUCUAUCUAUCCAUUACUUGCGGUUCUUUCCGCCAGGGAACACGGACACAACCCAAUGGAGUGCCCCCGCCACCGCGGAUCCAGCGCCGGCCGUUCCCGUCCACCACCACUCCCGCAGACUGGCAACUUCCUCCUGGCCCGCACGCCAUCCGAAGCACCCGUGCCGUGCGCCUUCCUUCCCUUUGUUCUCCUCACCUCCCCCUCAAGAACGAGCAAUCCGUUGAGUUGGUUCGUUCCCCGAGCGAGCGGAAGUGAGGAAGGAGCCAAACCCAACCAACCAACGACCGGCCGGCCGGCAACCGAGGCCGCCCGCAGCCAUCCGUAGCGACGAGGGACGGGACACAAAGGAAGGAGACGGGGAUAAGCGCCGGCCGGGUCCCAAAUCCUUGCCCCAUUUCCCUCCUGUUUCCUUCAAAUUUUGGAUGUUUUGGUUUUCUGUCUCGAUUUCUUGGCUUUGAUUCGGAGGGAAGGAAGAGGAUGGCGGUGUCGGACAACACCAAGGGGCUGGCGCUCGCGGUGGCGUCCAGCUCCUUCAUCGGCGUCAGCUUCAUCCUCAAGAAGAUCGGCCUCUUGCGCGCCGGCAAGGGCGGCGUGCGCGCAGGUGGUGGAGGAUACACUUACCUUGGGGAGCCUCUGUGGUGGGCUGGAAUGACCACAAUGUUGCUUGGGGAGGUUGCAAACUUCGUUGCUUAUGUCUUUGCACCAGCUGUACUCGUGACCCCACUCGGAGCAUUGAGCAUAAUAGUGAGUUCAGUGUUGGCACACUUUGUGCUGAAGGAGAGGCUUGAGAAGCUCGGCAUCCUUGGCUGUGUAUCGUGCAUAGUAGGUUCAGUUGUCGUUGUUAUGCAUGCUCCUGAAGAGCAUAUGCCUAGUUCUGUCGAAGAAAUUUGGAACCUAGCUACUCAACCAGGAUUCCUAACAUAUGCAAUGGCAACAUUGUUACUAGUGGCAACACUUGUAGUCUUCUUUGAACCUCGAUAUGGUCAGACUAAUAUCCUGAUAUAUCUGGGUAUCUGCUCUUCAAUGGGAUCACUAACCGUCGUUAGCAUCAAAGCCAUUGGUGUUGCCAUAAAGCUUACAUUGGAUGGAAUGAAUCAGGUUGCUUAUCCAUACACAUGGCUUUUUGUUAUGGUUGCAAUUAUCUGUGGGGUUUCUCAAAUAAAUUACCUCAACAAGGCACUGGAUACCUUUAAUUUAGCUAUUGUUUCUCCUAUUUAUUACGUAAUGUUUACGACCCUUACAAUAGUGGCGAGUGGAAUUAUGUUCAAGGACUGGGCUGGCCAAAGCUUAAGUAGUAUUGCUUCUGAAUUAUGUGGCCUAAUAACAAUCCUGUCUGGGACAAUUUUGUUGCACACAGCAGAGGAGGGAGCCACCAAUUCUGCAGCUUUGUUGUCUUGGCCUUUGGAUAAAGGGUCCAUAUCGUGGUGUAUCUGCUUAAGCAGUGACAAUCUACUGAAGAAUGUUGAAGAGGACUACUUCGCGGCUCUGCAAAGUUCACCUGCCCCAGUAUGACGAUACAUCUCCUCUACUUUGGCCGUAGAAGAAACGAUAGAAUUUGUAAAAAUCAUGCAAAUCGCGGAGGAAUCUUAACAGUGCCAACAUUCUGGCAGUUUUGGUUGAGGAGAUUUCAUCUGCCAUUUUUCAGAUUGUACAUAGGAACCUGUAAAUUUGUGGAUUUUUGGAUACCUGAGACAAGAUAGGACUUGUCAUCCAUUGUUUGUUCGAAGGCAAGUUGAAUUUCUAGUCACAUGUUGUAGUUUGCAUAAAUGUUUCUUCUUUAACUUAAUCUCAGGAGUGAAGAUUGAUGUA